Molecule: messenger RNA, 1085 nt
Organism: Thunnus maccoyii (southern bluefin tuna)
Lineage: Eukaryota; Metazoa; Chordata; Actinopteri; Scombriformes; Scombridae
Gene: dph5
Product: diphthamide biosynthesis 5
Exons: 7
Coding region: 146-1012 (288 amino acids)
Biological process (GO): protein histidyl modification to diphthamide
Molecular function (GO): diphthine synthase activity
Source: RefSeq, a predicted model, not a curated record
AUUUUACGGCAAACCGUAUUCCAGUCUGUGCAUGGAGACUACACGUGAAUGUAUGAAACAGUAAGUUUAGAGACUCCUCUGAGGUUUUUACAUUAGUGGAGCACCGCUGCGACACCGACCGACAGCAGAGCUCGCAGCCGGCGGGAUGCUGUACCUGAUCGGCCUGGGUCUGGGAGACGCCGCGGACAUCACGGUGAAGGGUCUGCAGGCGGUGAAGGGCUGCAGCAGGGUUUACCUGGAGGCCUACACCUCCAUCCUCACCGUGGGGAAGGAGGCUCUGGAGGAGUAUUAUGGGAAGCAGUUGAUCCUGGCGGACAGGGAUCUGGUGGAACAGGGAGCUGAUGAGAUCCUGAAGGAUGCAGAUGUGACUGACGUGGCGUUCCUGGUGGUGGGAGAUCCGUUCGGAGCCACCACACACAGUGACCUGGUCCUCAGAGCAGUGAAUGCUGGGAUACCGUACAGAGUCAUCCACAACGCCUCCAUCAUGAACGCAGUGGGCUGCUGCGGCCUGCAGCUGUAUAACUUCGGGGAGACGGUGUCUCUGGUGUUCUGGACGGACACGUGGAGACCUGAGAGCUUCUACGACAAAAUCUGUAAAAACAGAACAGCUGGAAUGCACACACUCUGUCUGCUGGAUAUUAAAGUCAAAGAGCAGUCCAUCGAGAACAUGAUGAGAGGGAGGAAGAUCUACGAGCCUCCUCGCUACAUGACAGUCAGUCAGGCUGCAGAUCAGCUGAUCCAGAUCAUCCAGAGGAGGAGGGAGCAGGGGGAGGAGCUAGGUGUGACGGAGGACACGGUGUGUGUGGGCGUCGCCAGGCUCGGCGCCGAUGACCAGAAGAUCCGUGCUGCGACAUUACGUCAGCUGGUGUCAUGUGACCUCGGCGCUCCGCUCCAUUCUCUGGUCGUCACCGGCAGACUCCACCCGCUGGAGGUGGACAUGCUGCGAGUAAACGAAGAACCAAACGCACUGCAACACCUGAAGGCGAUCGACAGCUCCACCUGGACCUCCUAACACACACACACACACACACACACACACACACACACACACACACACACACACACACACGCACACACACGCACAC